Molecule: messenger RNA, 1707 nt
Organism: Scylla paramamosain (green mud crab)
Lineage: Eukaryota; Metazoa; Arthropoda; Malacostraca; Decapoda; Portunidae
Exons: 3
Coding region: 1-1707 (568 amino acids)
Source: RefSeq, a predicted model, not a curated record
AUGGAAAGACAAGUCUGGUCGUCAGCAGGUUUGGCCAGGAUAGGGUUGGCCAGGGUAGGUUUGGUCGUCAUCAGGAUUGUCCAGGAUAGGUUUAGUCAUCAUCAGGUGUGGCCAGGGGAGAUCUGGCCUAAAAUCAGUCAUCAGGUGUGGCCAGGGGAGAUCUGGCCUACGUUUUGUCAUCAUCAGGUAUGGCCAGGGGAGAACUGGCCUACGUUCUGUCAUCAUCAGGUGUGGCCAGGGGAGAACUGGCCUAAAAUUAGUCAUCAGGUGUGGCCAGGGAAGAAUUGGCCUACGUUUUGUCAUCAUGUGUGGCCAGGGGAGAUCUGGCCUAAAAUUAGUCAUCAGGUAUGGCCAGGGGAGAACUGGCCUACGUUUUGUCAUCAUCAGGUGUGGCCAGGGGAAAAUUGGCCUACGUUCUGUCAUCAUCAGGUGUGGCCAGGGGAGAACUGGCCUAAAAUUAGUCAUCAGGUAUGGCCAGGGGAGAACUGGCCUACGUUUUGUCAUCAUCAGGUGUGGCCAGGGGAAAAUUGGCCUACGUUCUGUCAUCAUCAGGUGUGGCCAGGGGAGAACUGGCCUAAAAUUAGUCAUCAGGUAUGGCCAGGGGAGAUCUGGCCUACGUUUUGUCAUCAUCAAGUGUGGCCAGGGGAGAACUGGCCUACGUUCUGUCAUCAUCAGGUGUGGCCAGGGGAGAACUGGCCUAAAAUUAAUCAUCAGGUGUGGCCAGGGGAGAACUGGCCUACAUUUUGUCAUCAUCAGGUGUGGCCAGGGGAGAUCUGGCCUACGUUUUGUCAUCAUCAGGUAUGGCCAGGGGAUAACUGGCCUAAAAUUAAUCAUCAGGUGUGGCCAGGGGAGAACUGGCCUACGUUUUGUCAUCAUCAGGUGUGGCCAGGGGAGAUCUGGCCUACGUUUUCUCAUCAUCAGGUAUGGCCAGGGGAGAACUGGCCUAAAAUAAGUCAUCAGGUAUGGCCAGGGGAGAUCUGGUCUAAAAUUAGUCAUCAGGUAUGGCCAGGGGAGAACUGGCCUACGUUUUGUCAUCAUCAAGUGUGGCCAGGGGAGAACUGGCCUACGUUCUGUCAUCAUCAGGUAUGGCCAGGGGAGAACUGGCCUAAAAUUAAUCAUCAGGUAUGGCCAGGGGAGAACUGGCCUACGUUUUGUCAUCAUCAGGUGUGGCCAGGGGAGAACUGGCCUACGUUUUGUCAUCAUCAGGUGUGGCCAGGGGAGAACUGGCCUACGUUUUGUCAUCAUCAGGUGUGGCCAGGGGAGAACUGGCCUAAAAUUAGUCAUCAUCAGGUGAGGCCAGGGGUGAUUUGGCCAACGUUUUGUCAUCAUCAAGUGUGGCCAGGGGAGAACUGGCCUACGUUUUGUCAUCAUCAGGUGUGGCCAGGGGAGAACUGGCCUAAAAUUAGUCAUCAUCAGGUGUGGCCAGGGGUGAUUUGGCCAACGUUUUGUCAUCAUCAAGUGUGGCCAGGGGAGAACUGGCCUACGUUUUGUCAUCAUCAGGUGUGGCCAGGGGAGAACUGGCCUAAAAUUAGUCAUCAUCAGGUGUGGCCAGGGGUGAUUUGGCCAACGUUUUGUCAUCAUCAAGUGUGGCCAGGGGAGAACUGGCCUACGUUUUGUCAUCAUCAGGUGUGGCCAGGGGAGAUCUGGCCUAAAAUUAGUCAUCACCAGGUGUGGCCAGGGGUGAUCUGGCCAGGACGGGUGAGGUGA